CAUUUUUUCCCCCAAGUGCCUUGUUCAUUUGAUUAUUUAUUGACACUAACUUGUAUUAUUUCUUUUGACAUUGGCGUAUUUUUUAAAUUAUGUUUUACACUUUUAACACAUUUUGUUUUCACGUGAGUCUAUUUGCUUUUUUUUUGUACGCGUAAAGUUUAAUUUUGUUUUUGAUUCAUUUGACACUUGUCAUGACAGUAUACCAACCCACACUUCAGCUAAAACAAAACCAUAAGUGAGGAUAAAAAAAAACACAUUGCAAUUAUUUCAAACUGACGUAGUUUUCUUUUUUAACAGUGGCAUCUUUUUUACUCUCUUUUUUUUACAUUUAGGUAUUUUUCGUUCAGAUUUUUAAAAAUAAUUCGUAAGAUUUUUUUUACAUUUUUUAUUCGGACAUGUUUUUGAUUGACGUGUGACAUGUCUACGACCACACACACACACACAGGCUGAAAGAAACCCGGAAGUGAGGCUAAAAAUAAACUGCACUAUCGACCCAGGACUCGCUCCACUUUUGGCAAACUUAACUCUCGUCGGGUUCAUUUGAUGUAAAAAGAUAACUUUCACGUUUGCUUUAACGCUUAUUUUGUGUGCGUAUUAAUUCCACCAUCACGAAGUAGUGUCCCCCCUCAAACAUGAUGUAUAAAUCUAAAAUUACGUAAUUGCCGUGAUUGUUUAAACUAACUUUAUUGGUGCAAAGUCCAGUAUUGCACAAAUUCGGCGCCAGUACAGUUGGGUGGUCUUGAUCAAUGAAACAAACGAAUAUGGACUGCAAUGAAAAGGCAAAUUACAGACAGAUCCCAACGAGGUACUCGGCGGAGACGCUUGAAAAGGGUUUCCUGGGCGUCCCGGGUGGGCGGCCAGAGGCGAGCUUGGCACUCCAAGUCAGCGCGUACACGGCGACCACUGCGAUGCUUGUUGUUUGGCGAGCGUGCAAUGGGAUGAUGUCUUUAUUCUUUGGCUUGGCGACAUACGUUCAGAUCAACGACCCGGACGCAGCCUUGUGGAUGUUCGGUUAUGGCGUUCCUGCAAUCCUCUGUGCGCUCAUUGGCUUCAAACCUCAUGUGACAGAGACGUUGCCAUGGAGACGUGUGGCCGACCUUCACAUGAUGCUGUGUACUGGGAUGCUCCUGAUCAUCGGAUGGAAGCUAUACGGACAAAACAUGACAGGCGUCUUCCAAGAAGAGGAGGCCCGAGAGUUUGGUGGUGUGGUGUUGACAAUUUUGUGGCUUCUCCUGUGUCGUCACUCCGGAAGGUCGGCGGUGGGCAAACUCAGAGUGUCAGCUGCCAUCCUCGUCACCCUCUUUCCGUUUGUCUGCUGGUUUUACUUCCACGUCCAUGAGGAGCUGCGCGCCAAGUGGCCAUCGCACUGCAAAACUGCACUUUAACAGCAACAAAAGGACAUUGUGUUUGCUGUAUGACUGAAAAUGAUGGACCAAUAACAGUGUUUCAUGACGCAAGAUGUGUUGUUUUGUCCUGUAGUUGUACUUCAUGUAUAAUUCAACAUUUUUGAAUUCUAUAAAAUCAGUGGUGGGAAUUAACGAAAUACAAAUCAUUUCUUACUGUACUGGAAGAUGAUUCUGAUUCUGAAGUGGCCAGUGGUUUUUCUUUUCAGUACGGGCACUACGAAAGUUAAUAAGAGGGAAACUAUUAUUUGUGCUUAUUUUUUUUUCCUGCUGUUAUCACAAUUGUAUAAAUUUUUUUGUAAACAUUUUUGGGUAAAUUAAAAACAAAAAAAAAUC
Messenger RNA from Phyllopteryx taeniolatus (common seadragon), 1739 nucleotides. RefSeq names its product transmembrane protein 220 (gene tmem220). Bases 747 to 1385 code for a protein of 212 amino acids. The transcript is spliced from 6 exons. The record is from RefSeq and is a predicted model, not a curated record. NCBI's taxonomy places the organism in Eukaryota, Metazoa, Chordata, Actinopteri, Syngnathiformes, Syngnathidae.